Drosophila novamexicana is the source of this 1663-nucleotide messenger RNA. It is a transcript of the gene mldr, whose product is annotated as mitochondrial ribonuclease P catalytic subunit. Gene Ontology annotation, molecular function: ribonuclease P activity; protein binding. The record is from RefSeq and is a predicted model, not a curated record. The transcript has 2 exons. Gene Ontology annotation, cellular component: mitochondrion; mitochondrial ribonuclease P complex. The coding region runs from base 28 to 1650 and encodes 540 amino acids. Gene Ontology annotation, biological process: mitochondrial tRNA 5'-end processing; tRNA 5'-leader removal. NCBI's taxonomy places the organism in Eukaryota, Metazoa, Arthropoda, Insecta, Diptera, Drosophilidae.
UAAGUGUAACUGACAACAAACUGAAUAAUGUACAAUUUGCGUAUACUGCGUCAACUGCGCCACAGUGUGAUCACAAAGAGCGUUGGGACAGCACUGACACAAUCACCGCCAUACCGUCUGCUGGCCAGUCAUCACAAGCGAAGGCCCCAACUGGGUGCAGUGCCUUCGGAUCAGCUGGAUCAGCUGAAGACUGACUAUUUUGAACGGCACAGCGAGCUGAGCAACGACGAUUGGCAUCGGGUGCGAAGCACACUGACCGACAGCUACAAAUACAUCAAUGGCAGCAACGUGGACGCCGUCGUACUGGGCAUGUGCAGCAGUGCGGAGAAGCUGCCGCUGGCCAAAAGCUAUCUGAGCUAUCUGCAGGCGCAGGGCAUUAAGCCCAAUGCAGCGACAUUGGGUCGUCUGCUGCGCGUUUAUAACGCCGCCUACCAAGCACGCACGCUCAGCGACGAGGAGCAGGCGGAAAUUGUGCACAUCUGUGAUACGCUGCAGGGCGCCCACGAGAUUUUGGAUGCCAGCAGCUGUGAGCAUUUGAUACACGGCCUGGUGGCAACAGAGCAGCACUGGCAGCGCGCUGUGCCACUGCUGGAGAUGAUGAAGGUGACCAGUGCACCCAGCGUAGCAGCCUACAGUACGCUGGCAGCCAAGACAUUUUCCGCGGAACAGCCGGAGCUGGCCUGGCGCCUGCUCGAGGAGAUGCUGCAGGCGCGCAAGCUGCCCAAGUGUGAGGUGUAUCUGGCGCACUUGGCGCAAAGUGCACAGCAGGUGCAGACGCUAGGUGCACAGCUGGAGCGACUGCUGCGCUUUCUGGAACGUCACGACAUUGUCAUCAGCGAUUUGGUCGCGCAGCAGCUGUUGGCGCUGUCGCAGCGGCUGCCGCAGCAAGUGCAGGCGACAACCACACGACUGGAUCGCAAGGGCAAAUGUGGCGCCUGCCAGCAGCACUUGCAGCAUGUGGCCAUCAACGAUGCACAGUUCGCCGAGCUGCGCGAAUCCUUUCUGGCCAAGGUGCUCAUACGCAACGACGUGUUCCAAAAGUCUACGCCGCAGGAGGUGGCACGCUUCAAGCAGUAUGUGGAGCAAACUGCGCCCUACGAUUGCGUCAUCGAUGGCCUCAAUGUGGCCUACUCCACGGGUAACAAGAAGCCGCCCCAGCAGCUGGCCAAACUGCUGGCCACCGUGGUGCGUUACUUCAAGGAGCGACGCAAGCGCGUGCUCGUCCUGGGUCGCCAGCACAUGCGCAACUGGUCCAGGCCAGCCAUGCAGUAUAUACAAAACAAUGCCAGUGUUUUCCUCACCAACAAUCUUACCCACGAUGAUCCGUUUCUGCUGUACGCAACGCUGCACAGCGGCCAGGAUACGGACUUCUUCUCGCGGGAUCUGAUGCGCAGUCAUGCCUUUCUGCUGGGCAGCGAACUGAAGGCCGUAUUCCGGCGAUGGCAGCAGGAGCAUCAAUACUCUCUGGUCACACAAACCCAGACGGGCCAGAUAAUUGUCAAGGAGCCGAUUAGGUAUCGUUUGAGCGCCCACAAAGUGGGCAACGUUUGGCAUGUGCCCUGCUGUGAGGCGUAUUCGGCAAAUCCGUCGGAAAGCUUUGAGGUGCCAGAAAAGUGGCUGUGCCUGAGCAUUGCCCCAAAUGUAGUAUAAUAUAAACAUGUAU